This is a messenger RNA of Leptosia nina, 2373 nucleotides long. Lineage: Eukaryota; Metazoa; Arthropoda; Insecta; Lepidoptera; Pieridae. The record is from the annotation of a GenBank genome assembly.
AUGAUUUUAGAAAAGGAUAUAACAUUGCUUUGCAAUUUUGAUACCGCUGUCAAUGAUAUAGGACUUAACAAAGGAAAUCAGGACCUAACAAAGUUGUGGUUGGGUGAUUGGUCUAUACAAAAUGUUGAACUAUGCAAAGAAUUGCUCAAGUCUGAUUUAGAAACUAACGAAAUAAAUGUUAUUUUAAAAAAAUAUGUCAAUGACAAACAAUCUUUGCACAACAUUCUUCAAGUAGCUAUAAGUACAUUUCUGACAUUUUGCGAAAGAAACUGGAACCCACACUGUGAAGAGGUUGACUUAAGUUGUUACUUGAAUAUGGAAUGGCCAAGUUCUGUUGAUGCAUCAACGAGAUUACAGUAUGAUUCAGAACCGUUGCACACAAACAUAGUGUACCCUGAGUUACUAUAUUUUUCAAAUCAAAUAUUCGCUGCUUUGUGUCAAGUUGAUGGGAACAUGGUAAACUAUUGGUGGCUCUUAAGAAGUAAAGUUGUUCACCAAAGAGUACUCGAAGAUAACAGCGCAACACUGUAUAAAGAUAUUGAUUUAAUUAUUGCAAAACUGUAUAACUUUGCACAAACUGCAAAUGAUCAUAGAUUGAAAGUGUUGCUUUAUUUAGAGAUAGCACAAGCAUAUGUUUUGUAUGACAGAGUGCAAAAGGUUGAGGAAUAUCUGCUUAAGGCGAAAGAAGUAGCAGGAUUAAAAUUAGAAUUAACAGGGGUUCUAGGCAAACGCACAAAGUUCCAACAAACAUCUCUACCACAGUUAGCACUUACAAGUCAACUUGAUGGUAAUAUAGUACGCAUUUCCGCUGAGGAGAGCCACGGUACAUCUCAGUUGCCGCCUGAUGUGGAAUUACAGGAUGAUGUAAGGUUGAACAAGAUUGAGUUCAAUGAGACAAUAUCCCAGAUAGAACUCCCUAGCCUUGAGCAAAUGCUUUGCCUAUUGACUGUUCAGUACCUUCAAAAGGCUCAACCGAAAGAUGACUUAUUGGAAGAGGAACUGCGACCAUACAUUGAUGCUGUCCUUUAUCAAAAGAGUGGAGCGUGGCCAUGCCGCGUAGCAGCACUUUUAAUUAGAUGCAAAUUGGAAGCAAGCCACAAACGUACUGUGGAACGAGCCAUGUUGCAGUGCGAGACAAUAGUUAAUGAUAAGACAGGCAUAUCUCCUACUAAUCGGCUAUCAUAUCUUUGGGCAUCAGGGUUACCAUGUGCUUGGACAUGGAGACAACAAUUGGCAGAUUUGUACCUCAGCUUAGGUCUUGUUAAGGCCGCCCUAGAGGAAUACCAGAAGUUGCAGUUGUGGGAAGAUGUUAUUGUCUGCUAUACAUUGCUUCAGUUGAGACAUAAGGCAGCAGAAGUAAUCCAACAGCAAAUUGAUAUAAACCCAACUGUGAAAUUAUAUUGCCUUUUAGGAGAUGCAACUGAUGACGAAAGUUGCUAUGAAAAAGCUUGGGAGUUCUCUGGACACAAGAGCAGCAGAGCACAACGUCACUGGGGCAACUUUUUAUUCGAUCGCAAGAGAUACAGGGAUUGUAUACCCCAUUACGAGAUGUCUUUGCAAAUCAACUCUAUACAAGAGCAUAUUUGGCUGAGACUUGGUUACGCUGCCCUGACCACAGAGAAUUGGGAACUAUCGGCCAAAGCGUAUAGGCGAUAUACAUAUCUUCACCCUAAUACUUUUGAAGCCUGGAAUAACUUAGCUAAAGUGUACGUGAAGCAAGGAGAGAAAGAUAGAGCCUACAAAGCCUUGAUGGAGGCUUUAAGAUUUAAUUAUGAUAAUUGGAAACUAUGGGAGAACGUGAUCAUAGUAAGUGUGGAUACAGGCCAUUUUGAUGACGUCAUUCGGGGUAUACACCGUAUUCUUGAUUUGCAGAAUAAGUUCGAAGACGUGGAAGUUCUUGCGCUUUUGGUGAAUGCUAUUGUUAAAGAUAAUGAAGAUGCAGAUGGACAGGGUUCAGCAAGAUUAAGAAAACGUGUGCUUGAAUUAUUCGGAAGGAUAACAUCCAUCCAUCAAAACAAAGCAGACAUUUGGCAGUUAUAUUCUGAUAUAAGUCCCUCUUACUUACUAAAGGCACAGCGGUUACUCAAAAGUUAUAGGUGCAUAACUCAGAAUAGCAACUGGGCAAGUGAUCCAAAGACAUGUGAAAAAGUAAUAGAAUUGUCACAAGAUAUGCUAACGUACAGCUUAAAAGCUCGUCAGGAGGCUGAAGAAAAAGAUGUACUUCAAGCGAACCAGCAAUUAUCAUCAGCUAGGCUAACUGGACAAGCCGUCAUACGGGUGAUAGAAAAGCAAUACCCCGAUAUAAAUAUAGAGGAACUACGAGAACAUUUUACCCUUGUUACUGAAUAUAUGAAAUCUAUUAUGUACAUAUAG